AUGGACGGGCUUUUAAUCAAUACUGAAGACCUUUACACUGUUGCUCAUAACUCCAUGCUGGCAGAGCACGGCAAGGGCCCCAUGCCAUGGUCAGUGAAAAUCACCCUCAUGGGUCUGCCAGGCACCGAGUCUGCAAAGCGGUUUCUUGCAUGGUCCGGUCUACCCUACACUCCUGAGGAGUAUUACGCAGAAACCACGCGACGACUAGAAGAGCUUUUCCCCACAGCUGAAUUUUUGCCAGGUGCCAGGGAGUUGUUGACAUACUUGGACUUACACGGGGUUCCGAUUGCACUUGCAACGUCGUCCCACGCGCACACGUUCCGGCUCAAGACAGGGCACCUGCACGAUGCUGGGUUUGCAUUUUUUAAAAAACACAUUGUGACUGGUGAUGAUAAGCGGGUUGCGCCCGGGCGUGGGAAACCUCAUCCUGAUAUUUGGUAUGUUGCAUUGGAAUCUCUCAAUAAGGAGAUGUUGGAGAAUCACGAAGAAACUGAACCCAUCAAGAUUGAAGAGUGUCUGGUGUUUGAGGAUGGUGUGCCUGGAGUGACGGCUGGAAUUGCGGCUGGAGCUACGGUGGUGUGGGUCCCGGAUGAGCGAGCCAUCGAUGCCAUGGGCAAUGACAAGGCUGAGGAGCUGAUUUCUGGGCACGGCGAGAUUUUAAAGAGUUUGAAGGACUUGGAUUUAAGCAAGUAUGGGUUGUAA
Magnusiomyces paraingens is the source of this 702-nucleotide messenger RNA. RefSeq lists its product as uncharacterized. Bases 1 to 702 code for a protein of 233 amino acids. The transcript has a single exon. Lineage: Eukaryota; Fungi; Ascomycota; Dipodascomycetes; Dipodascales; Dipodascaceae. Gene Ontology annotation, molecular function: phosphatase activity. The record is from RefSeq and is a predicted model, not a curated record.